Rotaria sp. Silwood1 is the source of this 249-nucleotide messenger RNA. NCBI's taxonomy places the organism in Eukaryota, Metazoa, Rotifera, Eurotatoria, Philodinida, Philodinidae. The record is from the annotation of a GenBank genome assembly.
AUGUCUGGUGCAAAUAAUCAUUUUCACUCGAGUUUGGAUGCUUUGCCACCACAUCCUCCAACUCGUUCUAGCAGUUUACGAACUCGAUCAUCACGAUCGUCUACUACAAAUCGUAUCUUGCAUCAUACAUUGCCUAGUCGAUCUCCAUCAUCAUCAAGAGUUGUACGUCGAAGACGAGAAUCAUCUAUAACAGUUGUAUCAUCACCAUUUUUUCUUUAUGGUAUUCAUGUUAUGCCCAUAGUCAUCUGA